AUGCGAGUCAGCAGUUCCACGGGCACAGAGGCACAGACAUCAGGACGGGACCUGUUGACCCGUGCGGCGCUGGUGCUGGUGCCUGUGCCUGCCGGGCAACCGCGCCGACGGGGCGUCACCUCGCUGGAGACGCAGCCCCAGAACGAGGCUGUAUCUAGUCUGGCAAGCGGCAGAGCCAGGUCACGAAUCGAGGUUUCUGACUCCAGCUCCAGCGCCCAGGCCCCAGGCCUGCCACAUGUCCACUUCAUUGAGGAACACCCUGUUCCCUUAGAAGCUCGUGAGGUCAGAGGCCCUGGGACCGAGCCACCAGCUGUGGACAUCCUACCAGGACAGCCUGUUCCCCCCACAGCUGCUGAGCUGGCGAAACCAAACUCGCCACUGGCCCACCCUAUUUAUGGUAAGUCCCUCCGCACUGCAGAAACGGGACCUGAAACUGCCUGCAGGCAGCAGGAUGGGAGAGCAUCAGGCUCCCGGCUCCUGGUCCCAGUGCUGCGCCACCAAAGGGCACCACCACAGGACGCCAGGUUCCCAGGACGCAGCUGGGACAGCACGGUGAUGAAGACCCUGAGGGGCGGCCCCCUGCUGCUGCUGCUGCUGCUGCUCCUGGGGCCACCGGAUGUCUCCCAGGCCCAGAAGUGCACCGGGCACCCCGCCAUCCCCGGCGUCCCGGGCAUUCCGGGGACACCAGGAGCUGAUGGCACACCUGGGACGCCAGGGAUAAAGGGAGAGAAAGGGAUGCCAGGGGUAGCUGGCGACCACGGCGAGUUUGGCGAGAAGGGGGACCCGGGGAUCCCAGGGAAGCCGGGAAAAGUCGGCCCCAAGGGCCCCAUGGGCCCCAAAGGCUCCCCAGGGCCCCCCGGACCCCGUGGCCCCAAGGGGGAAUCGGGAGACUACAGGGCUACACAGAAAAUCGCCUUCUCCGUCACGCGGACCGUCAACACGCCGCUGCGGAAGGACCAGACCAUCCGCUUCGACCACAUAAUCACCAACGAGAACAACAACUACGAGCCUCGCAGCGGCAAGUUCAUCUGCAAGGUGCCCGGCCUCUACUACUUCGCCUACCACGCCAGCUCACGAGGCAACCUGUGUGUGAACCUCAUGCGGGGCCGUGACCGCGGGCAGAAGGUGGUCACUUUCUGCGACUACGUGCAGAGCACCUUCCAGGUCACCACGGGCGGCAUCGUGCUCAAGCUGGAGGAGGGGGAGAGCGUCUUCCUGCAGGCCACAGAAAAGAACUCCCUGCUGGGCAUGGAAGGUGCCAACAGCAUCUUCUCUGGGUUCCUGCUCUUCCCGAACCCAGAGGCGUGACCGUGGGGCUGAUUCAUCCCCCUCCCCACCCCUCGCCCACCAGCAAAGCUCACUUUACCCCCAACGCCACCUCUGCCCAGCCAAAGCACACAGCCAGUCUCCGUGGGUGCGCUGAAUGAAUGAGUAAAUAAACUCGUCCCGACCGAGG
Molecule: messenger RNA, 1456 nt
Organism: Phyllostomus discolor (pale spear-nosed bat)
Lineage: Eukaryota; Metazoa; Chordata; Mammalia; Chiroptera; Phyllostomidae
Gene: C1QB
Product: complement C1q B chain
Exons: 6
Coding region: 1-1308 (435 amino acids)
Molecular function (GO): protein binding
Source: RefSeq, a predicted model, not a curated record